AUGACUUCAACCUCCUACUCGCAUCAUCCUCAUCGUCCUCAUCGACACUUGGAAGAUGUUCACGAAGACAGCUUUCGCGUGCAUUACAGAAUAAAUGCACUCUCAAAAUCAGAAGCGCUAUCCAUCGUCGACGAACUUCGGUACGAGCAAACCGUGGAGCUUCCCGAACAGCUCGUGCCGAGAGAAUCCUGGAUUGGACGCAACGUUGUUGGGCAAAUAAACGCGCUGGAAGAAGAAAGUGAAGGAGUAGAAGGAGGAGAAGGAAAAGGAGCAAAGAGCGACGGCGCCGUCGGAAAAGACGAAAAAACACGCUUCGUGGCGAAAGUGACAUAUCGCAACGAAACGAGCGGGAACGAAUUGCCUCAGCUCAUCAAUGUCAUAUUCGGCAACACUUCGAUUAAAGAGAAUGUGAUGGUGAUUGAUAUAGAGUUUGGGAAACACGUAGAAUCAUCGUUUUGCGGGCCCAGAUUUGGAGUUCGCGGGUUACGGAAGCUACUGAACGUAAAGUAUGGACCGUUGCUGAUGACGGCGCUGAAGCCGAUGGGGACGUCAUCGGAUAAGCUCGCCGAAAUGGCCUUUGCAUUCGCACUCGGUGGUAUUGACAUCAUAAAAGACGACCAUGGCUUAGCGAAUCAAGUGUACGCACCUUUUGAAGAACGCGUGACGAAGUGUGCUCAAGCUGUACGUCGAGCGAAUGAUAUUACUGGAAGAAACUGUUUGUACGCGCCGUGUUUGAAUGCUCCGGCGCACUUAGUUUUAAAGCGCGCAGAGUUUGCCAAGCGCGCAGGGUGUGGUGCAGUCUUGAUGCUUCCAGGAAUCACCGGACUCGACGUUUGCCGUGCCUUGGCGGAAGACGACGAUUUCAAUCUUCCAAUCAUAGCGCACCCGGCUAUAUCUGGCUCUAUGCUCGGCGGCGGAUCAAAGAAUGAAGUCAGAGGUUUUUCUCACGGUGUACUCUUAGGUUUACUUCCUCGUUUGGCAGGCUGCGAUGCGACGAUAUUCCCAAAUUUCGGUGGUCGAUUUGGUUUUUCCAAAGAUGAAUGCAAAGAUAUCCAAAAAGCGUGUACGAGUAUUCUAGGCUCGAAACCGGCUAUCUUCCCGUCGCCGGGUGGCGGGAUGACUCUCGAGAGGAUUAAGAGCAUGCGCCAAUUCUACGGUGGUCAAGACGUGUUGUUACUCAUCGGUGGAAGUUUAUACUCCCACUCGAACGACUUGACGGCUAAUGCGCGUCACUUUUUACAAAUGUCCGGCCGAAUUGAUGCCUACGGGCCCAACGAGCGCCCCAUCGACGGUUUGAAUCACAAUGGAAUUACGAACUUGUACUCUCCACAACAACAGGAUAACGUAGAAAAGUCAAAUUUACGUACGAAUAUUAGCGAUCGUGAAGCGGCAGCGUCGCGUUUUGAAAGCAUAUUUGCAGCGUCUCCUGCGCAUUUGAAGCAACGCCAAUCUCCGUCUCCGCAUCGGCUGUCGUAUAAUGAUGACGACAAAACGAAAGUUACGCCAACGAAACAGAGCGAUCGGUACGAUGACAAUCACCAUGGACACCACCGUCUUACAACAACACCUUCUCAUCACGCGCCAAUGACACCAUCGAGUGCUGAAGUGAGCGAAUUACGGGAGAAAAAUGCCGCUUUAGAGAAAAAGCUAGACGAGCUCACCUCUCUGGUGGCCAAAUUAGCGCAUAGCGCGGAUGCGAAGAGUUCCUCCGCAAAUCACAGACACGCCACAGACGGUCCUUUAGAAGGUAACCAUAGCAAAGUGUUGAUAAAGAAAGAGAAGAAGUUCAUGUGGAACCGCGUUGAAAGGGAAAUGUACAAAAUGGACGGUGGUAGUUUCAAAGGAUGUUCGCGAGUUGAACUCAUUGGGAAAAGGGGCGAAUCGACGAAUUUUCAUGUUCGAUACUUUGAAGUGGCUCCUGGUGGAUGGACGACGUUGGAACAUCACCAACACGAGCACGUUGUUGUUAUCGUGCGUGGUUCCGGGUACAUUCAGCUCGGGAGCGAAGCGUAUGCCAUGCAUGUUGGCGAUGUCGGUUACACGGCGCCGGGAGAUGUCCAUCAACUUCGAUGCGCCGAGGAAGCGACGGAUAAUUUUGGGUUUAUUUGCAUCGUGUCGGCGGAGAGAGACAGGCCAAUAGAGGUCGACGCGAGCGAACACUUGAUAUAUUGCGAAAGCGUCUCCGGUAACCAUCUCGAAGACGCUAUUCGAAAAUCUUUGCAAGCGCAAGCGAAACAUCGCGCGGCACAGGAAAAGCUGAAAAACCCAGACGGAUCCUACGCCGAAGGUAGCGCGUGCGAAUGGCGCCCUCCGGGAAAGAAGUGA
Bathycoccus prasinos is the source of this 2325-nucleotide messenger RNA. RefSeq names its product 2,3-diketo-5-methylthiopentyl-1-phosphate enolase. Gene Ontology annotation, biological process: carbon fixation. Bases 1 to 2325 code for a protein of 774 amino acids. The record is from RefSeq and is a predicted model, not a curated record. Lineage: Eukaryota; Viridiplantae; Chlorophyta; Mamiellophyceae; Mamiellales; Bathycoccaceae. The transcript has a single exon. Gene Ontology annotation, molecular function: ribulose-bisphosphate carboxylase activity; magnesium ion binding.